AUGGUGGCGAAAUUAAAUAAAGUGGCAUUUGAAGAUGCGUUGACUAUGACGGGGUUCAGCAAGUUCAACUACUACGUGUUCCUACUAUGCAGUAGUAUCAUCAUGGGGAUGAGUUUCGAGGUGUACUCUGUGUCAUAUCUGGUGCCGGCCAGCGUUUGCGAGCUGGACACCAGCAGCUCGCAGCAGGGGCUCAUGGCAGCCACUCCGCUUAUAGGUAUUAUAGCUACUUCUCAUAUAUGGGGCUAUUUAGCAGACACUCGAGGAAGAAAGAAAGUUUUAUGUACCUCCAUGUUUCUCGGCUUCAUCACAGGAGCGUUGGCAGCUCUCUCACCCAACUGGAUUGUCUUCAGCGUCCUCAAAUUGUGUUCUUCAAGUGCGGUGUCCGGUUGUUUUGCACUCUCUAUAUCACUGUUAAGUGAAUGUACUCCGGUGAAAAGAAGAAAUACUCUAAUUCUGCUCACCAGUAGUGUUUUUAUGUCCUGCACAGGGAUUAUGGCAGUGGUAGCGAUUCCUGUGUUGCGAUUAGACUUCUCCUACCAUUUACCAUUCCUGGACAUCCAGUUCAACUCGUGGCGUCUCCUCAACUUGAUCUACACCAUACCAUGUGCGAUCAGCUCCAUCGGACUACUGUUUGCAUAUGAAAGCCCCAAGUAUUUGCUCAGUGUCGGCGAUCAGGCAAAUGCAAUGAAGAUUUUAAGAGAAAUAUUCGCCAUAAACAAUGCUAAGGAUGGAGAUUUGUAUCCGGUAAAUUCAGUGGUUCUUGAGGAAGACCAAGCAGCGAAUAUCGAAGGUUUUUGGGCGUCGAUAAAAGCGCAAACUGUUCCGUUGCUGAGACCACCCCUGCUGUUCAACACUUUAAUACUGGCUGCUAUGUUCGUGACAGUUUAUUUGAGCAUCAAUCCAUUCAUCGUCUGGAUGCCGUUCCUGGUAGAUAAUUUCAUGAAGUCUAUACAAGGCGGGGCUGAUGGCUUGAGUUUUUGUGAGAUGAUGAGGGCGGCACAAAACGACACUGAGACUCAUGUAAUUGAGACUUGUGCAUUGAACAACACAGCAAUGAUACUAGUCUUCGCUACCGGCAUGGUUCUGGCUGUAAUCAGCGUGUUCAUGAGCAUGCUUAUCAAUUGUCUGGGAAGAAAGAAUCUUCUAAUUGGAUUACAGGUAUUUGCAGGUGUAUCAGCACUGUGCCUCAAUUUCAGUUACAGCUGGAUUCUGAGUGCUAUCCUCUUCGUUGGUUUCAUCUCUGGGACCCUCAACUUUGGUUUACUGUCUUCGUUCAGCGUUGAUCUCUUUCCCACAUAUGUCAAGGCUAUGGGAGUAUGUCUUACACUCAUGGUGGGGAGAGGUAGUGGCGUGUUUGGCAUAAAUCUAGUUAAGAACCUACUUGACAGUAACUGUGAAGUCUCUUUCUAUAUAUUUGGAAGUAUAGCUUGCCUUGGUGGUGUAAUCGGCUUCCUGCUCCCAUCUGACAAGAAAUUGUCUGAUCGAAAUAAACUAGUAUGA
This is a messenger RNA of Achroia grisella, 1500 nucleotides long. RefSeq names its product synaptic vesicle glycoprotein 2B-like. The record is from RefSeq and is a predicted model, not a curated record. The transcript is spliced from 11 exons. Gene Ontology annotation, molecular function: transmembrane transporter activity. Gene Ontology annotation, biological process: transmembrane transport. Bases 1 to 1500 code for a protein of 499 amino acids. Lineage: Eukaryota; Metazoa; Arthropoda; Insecta; Lepidoptera; Pyralidae.